AUGUACAGCACUUCCCAUUCCGUCUCCGCUCCAAUGAACGGCAUGGGCGGAGAGCUCGCGGAUGGUUCUGGGACCAUCAAUCCCGCUGCCUUGAACAAUGCCGCUCCUCUUCCUUCGACCCCCGUCCCAGCCCCAAACUCCAGUCCGCGAGGUGUGAAGCGUAGUCGCUCUCCGGACCAGUAUGGCGACGUGACUGUCGAGGGUGAACACGAAGAUGACGAACAAGGUCGCCGGAAACGCGGGCGACCGCCGAAAACCCCUCGCCCGUCCGGUAACGGCACCUCGACCACGACCUCCCAACAGACGGCACCCGUGCCUGCUCCAGCUCAGACACCUCAGAUGUCGUCGCAGUCGUUGCCCCAGCAAAGCGACGUUUCUCCGCCGCAAACAUCCCCCCCUACCAAAACGACCCCGACAAAGUCAGUGGUCAAGGCGCUGCCCACGGUGAGGGAUCACACGACGGACCAACUCAAUGCCGACGGUGACGAAUACAUUCCCAAGGAGUUUGACGAGGCCGGUGAGAAGAAGGUUGAUGCGCUUGGUUACCCGCAAGAUGGCCGCGAGUACAAAUGUCGGACGUUCCGCGUUCCCAAUCGCGGCAACAAGCUCUUCAUGUUGGCAACCGAGUGCGCGCGCGUCCUGGGAUAUCGCGACUCGUACCUGCUGUUCAACAAGAAUCGGUCGCUCUACAAGAUCAUCGCAACCCAGGCCGAAAAGGAUGACCUGAUUCAGCAGGACAUUCUGCCCUACUCUUACCGGUCCCGCCAGAUCGCCAUCGUCACCGCCAAGUCGAUGUUUCGGCAAUUCGGGAGCAGGGUCAUUGUGAAUGGGCGGCGAGUGCGCGAUGACUACUGGGAGAGCAAAGCGAGAAAGCAGGGCUUCACCGAAGACGAUCUCGCCGGAGAGAAACGACCGGGGGGAGCCAAAGCCCGGGAUGCCGCCGCAGCGGAGGCUGCUGCGACAGCAGGAAUGUUACCGAAUCUCGGCCAUGGCGACGUCGUUUACAGUAACACGAUGGAAGGGUUGCCGCAUGGCCUUCCACCCGGUCUUAGCCCUCAUGCCGCUACGUUGGCGCCUCUGCCCAUGAUCCAUCUCACGCCAACUACAGAUGACCCCCGGCUACGAGAAUUCAGCAGCAUCCCACGACCCCGACAGGAAAUCACGGGCCAGCCGUACCAGGACCGCACCCAACCCAGCAGCGCUUCGGAGAUUCUGAACCAGGCGUCGCAGACGGCCGACUUCAACAAGAUUCUGAAUUCUCAGCGCGCCUUCAGGCAGAAGGGACUCGAGGAGUUUUACGCCAGUCAACGAGACAUUCCCGUCACCACCGCGUCGCAGUCUCAACCAGGACAGAUCGAUGUCACCGCUCCCGUAGUCUCUCAGGCGCUCCAGUCACCUCAGAUGUCGACAUCAUCGGGGCUGAUCAAUCCCAGCCAGGCGCAGCAGCAGAAUGUUCUCUCCCAGCCGGCGUCGAUGCUGACCUCGUCUCAAGGAGGCUACUCUCAACAGCCACAUCAGCAAACCCAUGUCGCGCAGUCUCCGGUUCGAGGAGUCCCGCAAGGCAUUCGACCGGAUGUCUUACAGCAGCGAACCUCCAACCCUGCAUUGUCGUCUGCUACUUCGGCUCAAACAGCGCCGUUUGUAUACCCGUCGCAGACGCAGCAAAUGUGGGGUCAGCCGCCGCCGCAACCGCAGCCGAUGACUGCCUCUCCGCACAUGGGAAUGCCUCAGUAUGCGUCGCCGAUGCACCCUCAGCAAAGCCCGUCGCCUCUUCCCCAGCAGCAGCAACCGCAUCCGUCACAGUCGCCUCACAGUCAGCCCCGUCCCGCACAGCAGAUGCCACAGUCCAUGCAGAUGCACCCACAGGUACCGCAGGCGCCGGGCAUGGCGUCGCUUGGGUAUCAGGGCGGGUAUUCCAACAUGGGCACCCGGGCUAUGUAUCCGUCAGGGCAAAAUCCCAACCAACAAUUUCUGCAACAGCCGGGAAUGAACAUGGGGAUGGGCGCUGGGGUAGGAAUGCCUGGUUGGCCCUCACCUGCUGGUGGACACAUGCAGCCUGGUCAACCUCAGCAAGGCCAGUCGGGCAGUCCAUUAGGAGGAUGGUCAGGCUACUAG
This is a messenger RNA of Rasamsonia emersonii CBS 393.64, 2115 nucleotides long. RefSeq names its product Nuclear localization protein. The transcript is spliced from 3 exons. Gene Ontology annotation, molecular function: chromatin DNA binding. The record is from RefSeq and is a predicted model, not a curated record. Gene Ontology annotation, cellular component: nucleus. Bases 1 to 2115 code for a protein of 704 amino acids. Lineage: Eukaryota; Fungi; Ascomycota; Eurotiomycetes; Eurotiales; Trichocomaceae.